GGUGGCUGCUUUGCUAGCGGCGGGUUGUUUUUUUGUUUUCGUUGGUUUUUUCGAAAACCAUAAGAUAUUCGCGAACACAUAAACUCAAACCACGCCGACAACAGACCAUAAAAUUUUACAAAAUUAAAGGUGAAGCCAGGAGGAUUAAUUGGCUGGCAAGCAGUGCAAACAUUCCAAGGCCCAGCAUCCUUUGGCCUCUUCUUCUUCCCCAUCAUCUUGUGCAUUCCUGGUUGCGCGAGUGUGUGAGUGCGUGCUACACCCUCGGCUGGAAAUUGUGUUAAAAAAUGAAUAAAAUUAAAGCUGCCAAUGGAAAUAUUGAUGCCAAAAUGAAAUGCGCGCGUGUGCAUUAAAUUAUCGCCACUCUCCAACUUCGGUUUGCACGGCCCAGGCAGCGGUGUGUGUGUGUUUCGCUUUUUUUGCAAUUAAUUAAAAAAACGCACCGAAGGUCGAAAAAAGUUCCCAGCUGUAUAUAUUUAAAUUUAUCUCACACACGGUGGUGGAAUUUGUGCCAGGGUGUGAGUACAAGCCGGGCAGAUAAACGAAAAAUCGGUCUCCAUUCGAAAUUGAUGUGCCAACCGAAGGGAAAGAGGAGCAGCCCGGCAGCAGAGCAGAAGCCACUUGGAUCCAGAAAUAAAUGGCCGCGGGACGCAGGAAACGCUUCCGUCUGAGGUGUCCGGAAAUAGAAAGCCGCUAGAAUGGACAAGCGAUCGCUGUGCCUGCUGGUCAUCUGCAUCAAAAUGUGCCUGGUCAUCUGGCUGGUCAGCUGGCAGCAGCCGCCGCUGCUGGAGUCCGAGAUGAUGGCCGAGGCAGCUGCCCUCGGCGGCGGUAGCAGAGGCGCCAGCAGCAGCUCCCCCCCGCCGCCGCCGGCGAGUGAGAGGAGAAGAGGCCUCAAGAGCGGAGGCAGCAGCGGAAGCGGCAGCGGGAGCAAUCCAAACCAAAUAACCCAGCCUAGUCGCACUCACCUUAGCUUUAACGAUAGCAUAGUUAGCAACACAUUCGAGAGGCCGGCGGCGCCCCCGCCACAGUCGUUGGCCCCCCAGACGCCCACCCCCCCGCAGAGCAGCAUGCACCUGAUGGAUCUUCCCAACUUCGCCUACAUCAUCGACCAACCGCCCUGCGAGCCGAGGGUGCAGGCCCUGGUGCUGGUCCACUCCGCGAUACCCAACAUCGAGAAGCGGCGGAUCAUCCGGCAGACGUGGGCGGAGCGCAGCUACAUCGACCGGACGCCCCUGCGGGUCAUCUUCCUGCUGGGCGGAGUGGGGGCCGGGGCCGAGAACUGGCAGCACUGGGUCGAGCGGGAGAGCACUCUGCACGGCGACAUCGUGCAGGGCAACUUCGACGACGCCUACCGGAACAUGACCUACAAGCAUGUGAUGGCGCUCAAGUGGUUCACCGAGAACUGCGCCCAGGCCCAGCUGAUGGUGAAGGUGGACGACGACGUCUACAUAAACACGCCGCAGCUGGUCAAGUUCUUGACGGAUCCGACCCUGCCGGAGCACGCCCUCCUCCACCAGCCGGAACUUCUGCUCUGCCGGCCCGUCAAGAAGUCCAGGGUGAAGCGCACAUAUCGCUCAAAGUGGAGGGUGACCUACAAGGAGUACCCCCACCGCUUCUAUCCGCCCUACUGCCCUGGCCUGGCCAUCGUCUACUCGCCGGAGGUGGUGCGCCGGCUGUACGCGGCGGCCCAGAAGGCCAACUACUUCUGGGUGGACGACGUCCUCAUUACCGGCGUCCUCACCGAGGCCACGGGCACCAAGAUCACCAAGCUGACGUACUACCUGGAUACGGCAGCAGUGCGCAAGCUGGUCCAGGGCGGCACUGACCUGGAUAAGCCGCCAUUCCUCUUUACCAGCGACGGCAUCCGUCCGGACGAGAGCCUGGCCCUUUGGCAGAUGACAGUGGAGAGCAACUACACGCUGACCACGCCAUCCUCCGCAUCCGCAUCAGCAUCCUUCUCUUCCGCAAACAUUUCGAGGUCGCCGUCGCCGACGAGCCGGGGCAUCAGCUAGUUUGACUGGCAACUAGAUCUGAGAUACGUUUAGUUUAUUUGGCUGUUCAGUUUAGGGUUUCGUUAAGCUUAGGUCCUAUUUUGUAGCUAUCUGUAAUGUUAACUGAUUAAUCUUAGGUAGCAUUUUUGUCGAGAGAGUCCGUGGGGACAGGACGAACAUAAAAUAACAGAAGGAACAUUGCAAGUCAAGUGAACCACCAACCACCUGCCUACAAUCAUUCGUAUCAUAUGAACGGUAACUAACCUAAGGAUUAUAACGAUAGCCAUGUACUGUACAUCCAAUGCGAGUCGCUCACCAACCAAACACACUGAAUACACCAUGAUGCGAGGGCGUCCUAACCUUAAGCACAACUCUUAUAGCGUAAGAAAUCUACAAAGUACUUAAUGAUCGAGAUGAUAAACCUAGAGAAUAUACUGGAUAUAACCAAACCAAAUAUGGAAACCCGCAUGACAAAGGACGAACCUAGAGGGUAGAUAUUAACAAAAGUUAUACGAUGGAUGCUUACACGAUAUUGUACUUUUUUGUAUUGUGAGUCCCAUAGAGAACUUGUAUUUUGUAGCUAUCCGAUACUCCCCUUUUUAUUCUCGUAAUUCCGUGGAAACCAAGCCAAUCUAUAAAUUUAAAUCUAGA
Molecule: messenger RNA, 2639 nt
Organism: Drosophila bipectinata
Lineage: Eukaryota; Metazoa; Arthropoda; Insecta; Diptera; Drosophilidae
Product: beta-1,3-galactosyltransferase 5
Cellular component (GO): Golgi membrane
Molecular function (GO): hexosyltransferase activity
Source: RefSeq, a predicted model, not a curated record